This is a messenger RNA of Oncorhynchus gorbuscha (pink salmon), 3721 nucleotides long. RefSeq names its product kelch-like protein 4. The record is from RefSeq and is a predicted model, not a curated record. The transcript is spliced from 11 exons. Gene Ontology annotation, molecular function: protein binding. The coding region runs from base 557 to 2725 and encodes 722 amino acids. NCBI's taxonomy places the organism in Eukaryota, Metazoa, Chordata, Actinopteri, Salmoniformes, Salmonidae.
UUGCGUGAGCAGUGAGGACACGAAGCGAGCGAGACCCAGAGAACAGAAGAGAAGAGAGAGAGAGAGAGAAGAGAGAGAGAGAGUGUGUAUCAUCGUGCAUGUGCAUUAACUUAGCUAACAGGCAGCAGCAGCAACAGCUGAGAGAUAUAUAGAGAGAAAGACAGAGAGAGAGAGAGAGAGAGAGAGAGAGAGAGAGAGAGAGAGAGAGAGAGAGAGAGAGAGAGAGAGAGAGCGAGAGGAAAAUAAGACCAGGCACAAGGAAACAAAAGCUGCAGAGAGAGAGAGAGAAAGAGACUGUUCCCAUCUUGCCCUCCACUAAAAGAACAACGGAGGAGGAGGAGGAGGAAGAAGACAAAAGGAAGAAGAGGGUAGCGUACAGAACUGAACCUACUGGAACUGAAUUCAUAGGCUCUUUUUCAUUACCCUCCUCCAUGUUUUAGGUGGGAUUCUACACUAGUGCAUUUGAUUGCUGCCUUCUUCAUCAUUGAAAAGAAAGAAAGAAAAAGAGAAAGAAAGCGUGAAAGAAAGGAAUAAAGAGAGAAAGAAAGAGAGGAGGAUGUCGGGAAAGAAGGAGUUUGAUAUGAAACAGAUCCUCAGGCUGCGUUGGCGCUGGUUUAGUCAUUCAUCCCAGAGUUCUGCCGGUGGAGGAGGAGGAGGAGGAGGAGGAGGAGGAGGAUACCUCCAGGAGAGCUUUGAUCACAGAGGGACCCCAGUCCAGGGCAGGCUGAAGAAUCACUCCCGGGACAGAGGUGGCAGUGGAGGGGGAUUCCGGAAGCAGAACAGCAACAGUCCGGUCCAUAGUAUCCUGGCCCCCACGCCUGUCUAUGUCAGAGCCAGUAAUCAAUCAUGGCAACAGCAGAAUAUUAUUCAGCACCUGCAGCAGCAAGGUGGCCACGAGCUGCCUAAGAACAGCAGCUCACCUAACAACACCAGGAAGGAGGACUGCUCCAAGAGCAGCCAGGAGAAUGUGAAGAGUGUUGAAGAGUCCUUAGAGGCGGAUGCAAGACAUAGGAUGAGCUCCAACGGCUCGGAUGAGUUCUUCCAGGCUACAAACCAUGCGGAAGAGACCUUUCGCAAGAUGGAGACCUAUCUUCAGCACAAGCAGCUGUGUGAUGUUGUCUUGAUAGCAGGAGAUCAUAAGAUCCCGGCUCACAGACUGGUCCUCAGUGCAGUAUCUGACUACUUUGCUGCCAUGUUCACCAGCGACGUGAGAGAGGCCAAACAGGAGGAGAUCAAGAUGGAGGGGGUGGAUCCAGAAGCCUUGAGAUCUCUGGUCCACUUUGCCUACACUGGUGUCCUUGAAUUGAAGGAGGAGACCAUAGAGAGUCUAUUGUCUGCAGCCUGCCUUCUGCAGCUCUCACAAGUCAUUGAGGUCUGCUGUAACUUCCUCAUGAAACAACUCCAUCCAUCCAACUGCCUGGGGAUACGCUCCUUCGCUGACGCCCAGGGAUGCAUGGAUCUGCUCAACGUGGCCCACAACUACACUAUGGAGCACUUCCCAGAGGUGAUUCAGAACCAGGAGUUUCUCCUGCUUCCUACUGCUGAGAUCGUCAAACUCUUGGCCAGUGACGACAUAAACAUACCAGAUGAGGAGACCGUCUUCCAGGCUCUGAUGAUGUGGGUGCGGUUUGACGUUCAGCAUCGCCAGCAGGACAUUGGGGUGCUCCUGGCCGAAAUCCGCCUGCCUCUUCUACCUCCACAGGUACUCCUAGCUGACCUGGAGAACAACACCAUGUUCUCAGAUGACCUGGAAUGCCAGAAGCUUCUAAUGGAAGCCAUGAAGUACCAUCUGCUGCCAGAGCGUCGCCUCAUGUUCCAGAGCCCCAGGACCAAACCCAGGAAGUCCACCGUAGGAGUACUCUACGCUGUGGGAGGCAUGGACGCUACCAAGGGAUCUACGACCAUAGAGAAGUAUGACCUGCGGACCAACACGUGGAUCCAGGCGGGGGUGAUGAACGGCCGGAGGCUGCAGUUCGGGGUGGCAGUGAUCGACGACAAGCUGUACGUGGUGGGGGGCCGAGACGGGCUGAAGACUUCCAACAUGGUGGAGUGUUACAACCCUUUAAACAAAGUCUGGUCCACCAUGCCUCCUAUGUCUACACACAGACACGGACUCGGUAUAACAGUGUUGGAGGGCCCCAUGUAUGCAGUAGGCGGCCAUGAUGGAUGGAGUUACCUGAAUACGGUGGAGAGGUGGGACCCCCAGGCUAAACAGUGGAACUACGUGGCCAGCAUGUCCACCCCACGCAGCACCAUGGGAGUCACCGCACUCAACGGGAAAUUGUUUGCAGUUGGCGGUCGGGACGGGAGCUCAUGUCUGCGGUCGAUGGAAUGCUUUGAUCCACACACCAACAAGUGGAGUAUGUGUGCCCCCAUGGCGAAGCGGAGAGGAGGGGUGGGUGUGGCCACGUACAACAGCUUCCUCUAUGCUGUGGGUGGUCAUGAUGCCCCGGCGUCCAACCACUGCUCCAGGCUAUCAGACUGUGUGGAGAGGUAUGAUCCCAAAACAGACACAUGGACCACGGUGUCCUCGCUGAGUGUACCCAGGGAUGCUGUAGGUAUCUGUCUGCUAGGAGACAGGCUAUAUGCUGUCGGAGGAUACGAUGGAACGUCCUACCUGAACACUGUUGAGUCCUAUGAUGCACAGAACAAUGAAUGGACUGAGGAGGUCAAUCUCAACAUUGGAAGGGCUGGUGCCUGUGUUGUAGUUGUGAGAAUACCUUAAGGACUACAACUCCCUACAACCCCCUGGAAUGCCACACAGAACACAUGAUAUGAUGUCACCACGGAUGUCGUCACUGAGAAUGUUUUUCCUUCAGUUUUUCUACUGUAAAGACUAACCUCGACUGCAUUCCUCACAAACCAAUGUUUCCAUUAACAGUGAUUUUCAUUGUCCACUUGAAAGUAUUUUAUCUUUGAUUAUAAGAACGUACUUUACCAUAUCUAAAGAUCAAGUAAGUGGUUAGUUGUGGUUAAAAAUAUUAGGAAACUCUGCCACACUCUCCUUGGUCUGGUUACUCUGUUAAAAUGCUCGAUCAGAAAAUAAUGAUCAGAAAAUAAAGAUCAGACAAUAAUGUUCUCUAUAUCAUACAAUGAAAUAAAUUACAUUUAUUAAUUGAUACUUUUACAUAAAUACAGCAACAUUUCAUAUUUGUCUCAUCACAUAAUAUUUUUGGGGGAUUUAUACUCCUAGGUAUAUCUCUCUUUUAGCCACCUGAAAAUUAAAUGUACUUUUUCUAUUUUUACUACAUCUCUGUUGCUAAACUGGAUUUCUACUCUUGGACAAAACGUUUUGAAGAAGGAUCACUGUGAAUAAUACUGAAGAUGAAGAGUUUGCAAAGUGCAAUACCGGGUACGUUCUACCAGAACAAUUUGAGAAAGUUACUCAUGUUGCUCAACAACUGUGAGCUGGAUAUAGUUAUUUUCGAAAGGAAAGAUGUCUAACAAAAAGUUUUCAAAAAGUUUUUUUUUUCUUGGAAGCUCUAUCUGAAUUACACCAAAGUCAUUACCCAGUCUUAGAAAUGUUUUGUACAUGUUUUAAAAAUAUAUACAAAUAUAUCAUAUUGAUAUUUCGCAUUACUACAAAGAUUUUAGUAGGUUUGCUAAAAUUGCAGUCAUCUUUAUAACAUCAUGUCAUGCCUAAACAAAUGCAUUACUGUCAUCUCCAGUGUUUCUUUUUAUAUUUUGGCAUGCUAGUUAAUAUUAAUUUGUAAUUAAACAA